Molecule: messenger RNA, 2095 nt
Organism: Xyrichtys novacula (pearly razorfish)
Lineage: Eukaryota; Metazoa; Chordata; Actinopteri; Labriformes; Labridae
Source: the annotation of a GenBank genome assembly
AUGCUGGUUCCUGUACACAGACUCCACCACUGGUGGAGUUUGCUCCUACCGGCUGUGUACAGGAUUACAGAAAUAGCCAUCACCAUCAAACUCCCUGGAGAACAACGGCAACAACAACCCGAUGUAAUCACGCAAAGAUUUACUUUCACUUACCCUUCUUUGCUCUGAGCAUCUUAAAAAAAACAAGAAUAUUAUGUUUUUGUGUUGUAGAUGUGCGACUAUACCCUCCAUAGCAGCUGGGGGUAGGCGCUCGUUCGUGUGCAAUGGAAUGAUUGGUCGAUUGAUUAACGUGAAACUGGAAAGCACAGACACAGGAAGCGUGUUGACGAUGUGUGAGUUAGAAGCAUAUGGAGGUGAGUACACCUGAGUCUGAGGACACCUGUGAUUCGAUUUGCCUGUUCUUGCCACCUAAACCAAAUCUGCUGUAUCUCUCGUAUCUGUAGAACUUGCAGCUCCUUCACCGUCCUUCAGCGCCGUGGUGUCAGGUCGAGGCGUGGAAGUGGUGGAGAAGAAGCUGUGUUGCUCCGACGCUCUUUUCUACUGCAGAGACUUUUACUGGGACCUGCUCAGCAUACGCAGCGAGGAGGAGCAAAGGGAGGUGGAGGGAGUGCUGAGGAACGUCUCCUUCCCCCUCACUGAGCAUGUUUGGUUGGGCCUGCGCAGGUACAAAGUCUGGAUGUGACAUGCAGGGUUGACUGUUGCUAGUUUGUACAUCUAGGAAACUUCAAAUGCCUUUUUUUUUUUUAAAGAUACUUGAAGGCAGACACUUGGUUUUGGAUGCCUGGAGCUACAGAAAGCUACAACAACUUUGAGACAAAACCUUCCUGGUGGAGCUCAAGUCGAUGUGGUGCCAUGAACACCAGCAACGAGUACAGCUGGUGGGAUCGCCCAUGUGAAGAACACCUCCAUUUCAUCUGUUUGAGAGGUGACGAUCCAUUGAGGUCUUUUUAUGGUCUCGUUUGGGUUAAAACUGCGAUGGCUAUAGAGAUCUAGAGUUCUAGUUGGAAUAAUGCUGACUCAGCAUCUCCAAAUUUUCAGACUUUGGUAUUUUAGACCAGAUGGAAUUAGCUUUUAACACCUCACAGGUUUAAGUGAUCAUGUAGCAAAUAGGCUGCCAUGCUAAUCAAUGCAGUAAAUAUGCUGCUCUGCACUUCAAAUUCACGUCAAUCCACACGGAUAAGAUCGUUCUAGACAGGAAGUCAAGCAAGAAAAUCGCCCAUAUCAUCCGGUAUUUCAAAAUAAAACACCAUAUGCAAACUCCCAAAACCCCUAUAUAGGCGACUACAUGGGGGUUAGCGCCAUCUUGAGGGGUGUCCGAGACCUCAGUGAUCGAUUCCAGUGCCCUAUAUAGUCGGCUCAAAAUUUCCCAUAGAGCAUUGCAAAAUGUAGUGACCAUCCGAUGGUCACUCACCGGUGGUGGGCAUCCCGUCAUGCAUUGCGUCAUGUCAUGUAGUGUCUGGAACCUCCUGUGAUUGAACUCACUACAUAAUCAGCCAUAUAGUGAAACCCCAUAUGGGGGUCAGGGGUUAGGGAGUGAGUGAUGUAUCAGUUCAUGUAGAUGAGAAAUACUUCCUGGUUAUGGAUUUAUCAGUAACACAGAACAAUCCGAACAAUCCCUGAUCCAUGUGGACCCCAACUCUGUCUGAAGGUAACAGCACAGCAGAAAGGAACAGAGUUUACUUUAUUAAACACGAGUAAAUCUGCAAAAACUGAAACUGUAAAAUCCCGUUGUAUCCAAAUUAUAUCCAAAUUAGCAGGAAAUAGACCACAGAGAGGCAAAACAACCUGUUGUGAGCCUGUUGUUUCCUCUAUACUGAGCAAAUACGGAUCCUGUAUGUUUUCGGCUCCUGUGAGGAACUUUCUGUUUCGGUUGAUUUCACCACUCGCUUAGAAAUUACAAAAAAGCAUUAAUAUGAGUGUCAGUCAGUUUCACAGGAGCUUUAAUGUGUUGUAAAUUUUUGUGGUGAUAUAACUCAACAGUGUUCUCAAUACAGUACAUGCAAACUUCUACCCUCUUCUACCCUCUUUUUUUGUCUUUACAGAUAUUCAGCCAAACAAGAAAAGAGUGGAGUUUUACAGCAGCGCAAGACCUUAA